Molecule: messenger RNA, 617 nt
Organism: Diceros bicornis minor
Lineage: Eukaryota; Metazoa; Chordata; Mammalia; Perissodactyla; Rhinocerotidae
Gene: ELOB
Product: elongin B
Exons: 4
Coding region: 16-558 (180 amino acids)
Biological process (GO): transcription elongation by RNA polymerase II
Cellular component (GO): VCB complex; elongin complex
Molecular function (GO): protein binding
Source: RefSeq, a predicted model, not a curated record
UGACUGCCGCAUCUCAUGGCCAAGACGCACAUGCAUUCACUCUCCUUGGGAUGUGGGAGUGCCCUACGCUCGCGAAGGCAGCCGCGGACAUCCCCAAAGAAGGCAGGGCCUGCGCCGAGCCCUCCCCUGAUGCAUCAGCACGGAGACCUCGCUUCUGCCACUGCCAAGAUGGCGCCAUCGCCUCCUGCGUCCCUCCCAUGCUCGGACGUGUUCCUCAUGAUCCGGCGCCACAAGACCACGAUCUUCACGGACGCCAAGGAGUCGAGCACGGUGUUCGAGCUGAAGCGCAUCGUCGAGGGCAUCCUCAAGCGGCCUCCCGACGAGCAGCGGCUGUACAAGGAUGACCAGCUCCUGGAUGAUGGCAAGACCCUGGGCGAGUGUGGCUUCACUAGUCAGACAGCACGGCCGCAGGCCCCAGCCACUGUGGGGCUGGCCUUCCGGGCAGAUGAGGCUUUUGAGGCCCUGCGCAUCGAGCCCUUCUCUAGCCCGCCGGAGCUGCCUGAUGUGAUGAAGCCACAGGACUCAGGAAGCAGCGCCAAUGAACAAGCCGUGCAGUGAGAAGGCCCCUGGGCCCACCCCAGUGCCCCAUUCUCCCCAAUAAAAGAGAUUUGGGUGUU